AUGGGAGACUCGCUGGAUCAAGGGCGCCCGGCCAAGCGGAUCAAGCUGGCGCCACACCCGCAGCCCUCGCAUCCGCACUCGGUCUCCUAUUCGCACCCUCAUCAGCAGCGGCUGAUUCGGCCUGCGCCGUCCAACACGCCCGUCGUCCCUGCAGCGGCGGCGGCGGCUGUGGCUCACACCUGGGUCCAUGUCGUCCCCUCGCCUCGUGGCAGCCGCCGGGUCCGACGCCGGGUCCGCAGCCGUGGGGGCCGUGCCGCGCCCGGCCCUGACCCAUCCCGGCCAGAGGCGAGCUUCGACCCGGCCUCGUCUCCGGCCUCGACCGCGUCUACGUCCUCGCUCACUUCAUCAUCGACGCUGCCAUGGCCACCCCUCGAGGCAAUGCAGACAAUGGCAGCGGCAGUAGAAACGUCGAUGGAGUCGGCACUGAUUCCGUUCAAGGACUGUCUAGCGACCUUCGGCAGGCAAGCAUCCCCCCGAUUCCCUCGCCCUACGGAUGGCAGAGUCAACUCAUAUAUCAAAUUCAACUGGCCGACGCGGAGACCGCAGGGUAGUCGGUCUUCUUCCGUGUCAGCCGUCGCGAAACCCGGCGAUGCCGGCGAAGAUGACGAAGUAGAGGAGAUUGUUAGACCGUCAUCGCAGUCAUCCUCGGCAUUGGGAACUUCCAGCCGCCAAUUGCAUGAUUGCACGACACAAACGUCCCAGCAGAUCACUGCGAGAUGGCCCAACCCGCUGAAGAGAUCUGAGCGCUCGUGGUCCUUUUCGGACACCACAUCACCCCCGGCAAUGUCAGGCUACUCUUCAUCCCCCUAUCCUCGUCCAUGGAGCCAUGGCUGGGGUAGUAGCCAUUCAUCCAUGAAUUCUCCACGAAUGCUACCACGGCAUUUCGGGCUGGUAUCCCAGAUGGACAAAAUGGAUAGAAAGCUUUGGUCAUUCUAUAUCGGCAAUUGGUGUCCCGGCCGGAGUAUUCUGGGCAAAACAAACCUGUGGCUGCAAGACUUUGCUGCCCAGGAGGGGAGCGAGGGAGUGUUGUGCGCGAUACAAAGCCUGGCCGGCAUAUACGUGUAUGACUACCAGCCAAUGGAGGAGAUAAGUAGGCGGAUCAAUCAUCGAUUUGCCCUGGCCGAGAACCGCCUGAGCCAACUGCUGUCCAGAGCAGAUCUCAGUGUUGACGAAGCCAGCGAGCUGAUCACGAUUGCCUCUAUCCUGUCCAUGCAAGAUAUUGUCCUUACUGAGCGCCGUCGUAAGAAGCCCUAUACUCCGCGGUGGCUCGAAGGAUUCAAGCAAAGCGAGCACUUUCUCGAGUCCAUUGACGAAGGGUCGCGGUUCUGGUCAAAGUCCAAUGUCCAGCUCUCCUCCCUUCGAAUCUCCCAAUCCGUCAUCGUCGGCAGGGCAGUCAUACUUUCGCAGCUCAUGACCACGCUACCUCCCCCAUCGACCUUUGACCCCGAGAGGGAAGCUGCUCGGUUUGGCUGGCUCCUUUACGGUGACAUGAAAGACAUGUAUGAGAUCCACGGCGGAUGCGGUUUCUCUAAGAAACUGCUUCACUCCUUCAGCCAGAUUACAUACUGCUCCGCGCGGCUAUAUCAAGAUCCCGAGAGCUCCGUCAUUCCACUCACUGCAAAGUUCCUGCUGUCCGAGCUGCUGGAUAUGAGGCAAUGGAGCAGUGCGCCCAACUCAAACCCGUGGGAAGUUGCCAGGACCCAGCAGCAAACCAUUGAGAUGGUCCGCGCUGCUCACGAAGGCUAUGUCAUUGACAGCGCAAGCUCCAUGACAGAGGUGACUGCCGAAGCUUGGAGAAUUGCAGCCAUUGUUUAUUUGCAGUGUCGUGCUCUGAGAAUCCCUCGGAAUCACCCCGAGGUGUUGUCCAAUCUGAACGACCUUGCCAAAUGUAUCAACAUCAUGCCAACUUCUGGCUACAACUUCACCGCGCAGGCCCCUCUGUUCCCUGUUUUCCUUCUGGGAAUGCUAGCCACCGUCCCGGAACACGUUGCCGUUGCUCAGAACUGGUUCGAAAGGGUCACCAGCACGCCCGUGAGAAGUAGUGUGCCGCCGCUCUAUGACGCGUUGAAGCGCAUAUGGAUGUGGAUUGAUACCGAGCCCACCCUCAAGCCGCCAGUCAACGGAAGGUUAGACGAGGAAGUCGGCAAAAGGCUUCCCUGGUGGGAGCAUCUAGUUCAGCGCGUGCAAGAGAACGAGAUGGAGAUCCUCUGCCUGACCUGAAACGGGCCGAUGAUAUUAAUUGCGAUUCUCAAAGCAAAGCCUAACCUGUGGUCCCCGUUCACAAUUCCAUUCUAGCCCGGAUGAUACCCCCUCCCCCAGCCUU
Trichoderma citrinoviride is the source of this 2323-nucleotide messenger RNA. RefSeq lists its product as hypothetical. The transcript is spliced from 6 exons. The record is from RefSeq and is a predicted model, not a curated record. NCBI's taxonomy places the organism in Eukaryota, Fungi, Ascomycota, Sordariomycetes, Hypocreales, Hypocreaceae. The coding region runs from base 1 to 2220 and encodes 739 amino acids.